This is a messenger RNA of Thecamonas trahens ATCC 50062, 1810 nucleotides long. RefSeq lists its product as uncharacterized. Lineage: Eukaryota; Apusomonadida; Apusomonadidae. The record is from RefSeq and is a predicted model, not a curated record. The transcript is spliced from 2 exons. The coding region runs from base 206 to 1810 and encodes 534 amino acids.
UGGCGUUGAUGGCGACGAUGACGAUGACGGUGACGGUGAUGGGGUUGGCCAUGAUGGGUGCGAUGGCUUGGACGCAUCAGACUCGGAUGCAGAAGGCGAUGAGGAUCAGAGUGCCGAGGACAGAAGAGCAGACUCGGACACAGACCUGGGCACGGGCGGCUCGCCGUCCAGCCCGAGUUGCCCCGAUGACGAGGACGACAAAGUGAUGGUGAUCGAGGCACUAGGGGACGACGCGCCCGAUGCGUUCACCCCGCUGCUGGAGCGGUUUGUCAAGGUUAUGAUGUGGAAGGAGGCAUGGGCUGGUGAUGCCGUGUUGGACACGCCGCCACUGGAGAGCUUCGCCCCGCUGGUGGCCAAAGAUCUGUUCCUCCCGCCUGAUCAAGUCAAGCGACUGUUGCUUUGGACGGGCCUCCCGCAGUCAGACGCCGAGCUCUUUGCCGCCCGCUUCGCCAAGCAGCCGCUCGCCAAGCUGGCCACUGCGCUCCGCCGCCGCCUCUCCACCGACUGGGAUCAGCUGUUGGGUGCGUUCAACACACACCUUGAGCGUUUUGAGGAGCGACAGCGGCUCAAGUUUAACCUUGCCCAGGCCAAGGCCAGGCCCGAGGCCGAGGCCGAGACCGAGGCCGAGACCGAGACCGAGACCGAGGCCGAGGCCGCCAGCGUCGCCACUGAGGCCGACACUGAGGCCGACACUGGGAGUCCGCGCAGGGUCCACUUUGCCAACACUGUCCAAGUGACCGAGUACCAGCCUGGCGAGCGGAUGCUUCCUCAAAGCCGGCGACGGCGGCGGCAGCGCGGCGGCUCGCCCGAGCCGUCGUCGGUCUCAUCACAGCGUGUUGUGCGAGGCGCGGCGGAAGCAGAAGCCACUUUGGAUGCCAACCCGCGUGCGAGCGGGCGGCUCGAGAGCCUACUUCGUCUACCGCCUGCCAAACGAGCCGAAGUACUGCUCUUUGGCUCGUCCGGUGCCCAGGCGCUGAAUGGGGUGCAGGCGCGGGCGCUGGCCAAGUCGCUCGGCGAUGCUGAUGCCGGCAUCGCCGCCCAGGACUUGCUUGGACUCGACGGCAAACAAGUUCGGGUGCUUCUCGCGACGUGUGCUGUGCAGGCCGGUGCUGACGCCGACGAUUGGGUCGAGCGGCUCGACGCUGCGCUGUGGAACGGGGCCUCGGACGCGCUGUUUGAGACGCUGGCGCCCGGCAGCGGACUCGGUACCUCAGCCGACGACCUUGUGGAGAGCUUUUCGCGAACCAGCCUCCACACUGGCUUUCUCACUUCCAGCUUUUACCCGCCUCGGAUCUCGAUCUCAGAAACGCCACCGUCGCUGCCGCGCAACGAGCCGCUGGCGUCGCGGUACGCCUCCCUGCAGCUCUCGCCGUCGCCGAGGCAAGAGUCGCCUCCUGCGGUGCCUAUGGCCCACCCUGUGGUGGCACCGCCGGAUCCAGCGCCGACUACAGUCAACGUCAACAUCAACCUCGGUCCGGCGGCAAGCUCGGGAAACUCGGCGGCGUCCUACCCUGUUGUCGAUGUUUCGUCGACGGCUGGGGCCGACCCGUCGCCUGGCCGUCCAGGCCUCAAAACGCGGCCGCGGAUGGUGCCGUCUGUGGAGCUUCCAGAGCUGCAUCGCGGUGCAGCCAGAAGCGGGGCAGGCAGUCCACUUCGGCCACGGACCGAGGCACUGCCGGCGUACAUGCCGCGGGUGCCUGCCGCGGUCGCGGCAGGGUACAUCCGGCGAGUGCCCGAGGUGCAUCAGGAUGCGACGGUGGACCGCGCGCUGGCCAUUGCGCUGCGGAUCUGCGGGCGGGGACAGCGGUAA